AUUUUUUUUUUACACUGGCUGGUUAUUCAUCAGGUACAAAGGUUGAAGAAAAACAAAGUGCUGUUUCACCAUAUUAUUUCUUGCCAGCGCACUGAAAAAUCUACGUAUGUGUACAUAUGAUACCUCUCAGAAGCAACCGAAAGGCUCCAAACAUGAAACUCCAUUGGCUUGUGAUCUGGGCUGGAACACUGUUUUUGAAUCCAGUCACUGCUGACUGCAACAUUACAUCCCAAACUGUUACUUGUGAGGAGUCUACAAAGAACCUCUUUAAUAUCUCCCUCAACCUUUUUCAAAACAUUACUAAAUUAAGCCUCAAAAACAAUAAAAUCACUUUAGAAGAUCAUGACAAAGAGAUUCUUGGACGUUUUAUUAGCCUCACUGAACUUCAUCUGAAUGAAAACAACAUUACUGUACUGAACAAUAACAGCUUCUACAAUCUGAAAAAUCUCACCACUCUGGAUAUUAGCAACAAUUGUAUUAGCAGAGUUCAUAAAGCAGCAUUUGCAGGAUUAAAUCAACUCUCAGUGCUGAAUCUAUCCUAUAACAUGAUUGCUCAACUGGAUUCAGAUACAUUUUCUUCUCUAGAAAGCCUAACAGUUUUAAAUCUACAGUAUAAUUUGCUGAAAUAUUUUCAUAUAAAAUCAUCUUUUAAACUGGUUAAAAUUGUUUUAGCUGGAAACCCAUGGAUCUGCUGUGAUCUCCUUGACUUACAGAUAUGGCUAACUGACUCCAAUGUGACAUUGGAAAAUGAAAGCAACACUACAUGUACAUUCCCAAAAAUGGAAAAAAUCUCCAUCAAGAUGGCAGCUAUCCAACCAGCUGACUGCAAAAUUGAAAAUACUCCUUUAGAAAACACUGUAACUUCCACUCCUGCUGUUAAUCUUAGAAGUAGUGCCUUAACAGCUCUGACUACAUACAACAUCACUGGAAACAAUGGAACUCGUGCAGAGUUACCACUUGUUGGCAAAAGUUGGACCUUCCUAGCAGGUGUCCUAGGGUUUGUCCUAGGCACUACACUCCUGAUUUUUACUGCUGUAAAAUGUCCAGCAUGGUAUCACUACUUGAUCAGCUACCGUCACCGUCGACUGGAAGAAAAUGACUCAGAGAUGUUUGAACAGGAGUUUUCAGCUGACCUGAGUCCUUCUCCUUCAAUAUCGGGCACAAGCAGUGAAGAACCCAUUGUAGUAUUUGAGAAAGUUCAUGCAUGUGGAGAUGAAGAAGAUGGAUUUAUUGAGGAUAAAUACAUAGAUAUUUAUGUAAAUGAGGAGCAUUAAUGUCUUAAACAACGGAUGUUGAACUGACAUUUCAAAAACGUAGUACACUUGUACUUCAACUUUAUGCUUUAUUACAUACAGUACAAAAUGAAGUCAUGCAGUCUAUCUCCUUUAAUCUUGCCAAAUCCUUAACAAGAUUUUGCUGCAUCAAUCAUGCAGAGAAAAAAUAGGGUCAUAUGUGUGCAUUAUUGGCACAACAAAUACUUCAAAACUUGCAAAAAAGAUUCUUAAUCCACUUUUUAUAAAAAUGUAUUUGGUUACUUA
This is a messenger RNA of Passer domesticus (house sparrow), 1538 nucleotides long. RefSeq names its product leucine rich repeat containing 19 (gene LRRC19). Gene Ontology annotation, biological process: interleukin-8 production; positive regulation of non-canonical NF-kappaB signal transduction. Gene Ontology annotation, molecular function: signaling receptor activity; protein binding. The coding region runs from base 117 to 1274 and encodes 385 amino acids. Lineage: Eukaryota; Metazoa; Chordata; Aves; Passeriformes; Passeridae. The record is from RefSeq and is a predicted model, not a curated record. The transcript is spliced from 5 exons. Gene Ontology annotation, cellular component: plasma membrane.